Diorhabda sublineata is the source of this 3975-nucleotide messenger RNA. RefSeq names its product chromosome-associated kinesin KIF4 (gene Klp3A). The coding region runs from base 200 to 3409 and encodes 1069 amino acids. The transcript has 20 exons. Gene Ontology annotation, molecular function: microtubule binding; ATP binding; microtubule motor activity. The record is from RefSeq and is a predicted model, not a curated record. Gene Ontology annotation, biological process: mitotic spindle organization; microtubule-based movement. NCBI's taxonomy places the organism in Eukaryota, Metazoa, Arthropoda, Insecta, Coleoptera, Chrysomelidae.
GUUGACAGAUAUUUGAAUUUUAGUAGGAUGUGGUUGAUCAGUAAAUUUAGUAACGUAACGGUAACGGAAGAAAGUGCAGAUAGAAAGAACUGGCAUCAAAUUUAAUUUAUACAGGUGUAAUUUUCUUCGAAUUAAGCUUCUAUAACAAUUAUUAAUACAAUAAUUGAAAUAUUAUUUUAUAGCUUUUAAGUUUGAUAAAAUGGCUGACAAUACAUCUGUAAGAGUUGCUGUAAGGGUAAGACCAUUGGUUGAAAGUGAAAAAUCAAAAGGAUGUAGAGACGUUUUAGAUGUGAUAGAAGAAAACGAGCAGAUUGUUAUCAAAACUUUAGAUAAGGAUAAAGCGUAUACAUUUAAUUAUGUUCUAUCAACUUUCUCGACACAACAGGCGUUAUAUAAUAGAUGCGUUCAGCCCCUAUUGGGAAAUUUAUUUAAGGGAUAUAAUUUAACAAUUUUGGCAUAUGGACAAACUGGUUCAGGUAAAACACAUACGAUGGGCACGGCUUAUAUGGGCGAAGGCGACAUGGGUGUGAUACCGAGAGCUAUCACUGAAAUAUUCGAUUUUAUAAAAGAUAAUUUUUCAUUCGAUUUCAUCGUUACAGUUUCUUUUAUGGAACUGUAUCAGGAAAUUCUGUACGACUUGCUCAGCGAUAAACCAAGAGAACAAUGUACCCUAGAGAUCAGAGAAGACGUUACUAAAGGAAUCCACAUUCCAAAUUUAACUGAAAUUGAAGUAAAUUCAGUAAAAGCAAUAUUCGAUGCUUUGCAAAAAGGUACUUCUAGACGAGCGACGAGUUCGACGGCUAUGAACGCUCAUAGCUCGAGGAGUCAUGCAAUACUCACCGUAAAUAUUGCUAUGAAUAGUAAAGAAAACGGUAAUGAAAAUAAACAAGCCAAGUUGCAUUUAGUGGAUUUAGCAGGAAGCGAAAGGCCCAAAAAGACAGGAGCUGUAGGUAACACGUUCAAGGAAGGCGUCACCAUAAAUAAAGGACUAUUUGUGUUAGGAAACGUUAUAAGCGCUUUGGGGGAUGAAAAAGGACAACACGGUUUCAUCCCUUAUAGGGAUAGCAAUUUGACGCGAUUGCUUAAAGAUUCUUUGGGAGGUAAUAGUAUAACUUUAAUGAUCGCUUGUGUGAGUCCGGCGGAUUAUAAUUUGGAGGAGACGAUAUCGACAUUGAGAUACGCAGAUCGGGCUAAAAAAAUUAAAAAUAAACCAAUAGUUAAUCAAGAUCCGAAAGCGGCUGAAAUUAAUUCCCUUAAAAAGACGAUACAACAGUUGAGAUUGCAGAUUGUGGGUCAAGGAGGUCCGGUUAUUUGUCCUGCAGAAAUAGAAGCACUCAAACGAGAAAAUGUCGAAUUAAAAUGUAAAAAGAGAGAUCUGAGUAGUCAACUUACAGCUGCCCUUUUCGAUAACACCAAUUUACACGAAAAAAUAAUAAUUCUUCAAAAUGCCAAUGAACUGUUAAAUGGAAAGCUAUUAGAACUGAAGGAUCAAUACGAAGCAACGUUAAAUAAUUAUAGUACAGGACUGGAAACUAAUAAUAUGCAAUUAUUGAAAGAGAAUUUUGAAAAACUACAAUCGAUUAAAAAACAAUUUACAGAAAUUAGUAAUGAUCAAAUGAAAACUGAAGAUGAAAUUGCGACUCACGAUCACAACAAACAUAGUAUAAAAGAUUCAUCUGAAAAUGAGAAAGAAGAAUCCGAAGAUAUGGAAGAAAAACAAGAAUCGCAUACCAACAGGCAACUCGAUUUGAAAGGUCAAUUAUCCGAAAUUGAAAAGCAACUUAACCUCAAGGAGAGUCUCGCUAAACAGUACAUAAACAGUAAUCAGUACGUUGUAGAUUAUCAGGCCAUGGCUGAAAACGAAUCCAAAAUUAACCAACUUGAAAAAGAAAAAGAGGAAUUGUUACAAGUACUGAAAAAUAUUGGAAAUUCAGGAAAAAUAUCCGAACAACGAAGAAAAAGAGUACAAGAAUUGGAACAACAGAUCGUGGAGUUAAAGAAAAAAGUACAAGAACAAAAUCAUCUGAUAAAACAAAAAGCCAGAGCCGAAGAAAGGAUCAAGAGCUUAAAUCAAGAGAUAAUCCAGAUGAAACAGACCAAAGUGAAAUUGGUGAAAGCGAUGCGGGACGAAGCAGAAAAAUUCCGUCAAUGGAGGUUACAGAAAGAGAGGGAAUGCAUCAGAUUAAAACAGCAGGAUAUAAAGAAGGAACACGAAAUAGUCAGGAUGAAAGUUAUGCACACUAAACAACAGAAUGUUUUUAAAAGGAGAGUAGAAGAAGCCGAGGCGAUUAAUAAGAGGUUGAAAUUGGCUUUAUCUUUGAAACAGCAAUCUCAAGAGUCGAGGAAUAUUGGAAAAGCUGAAAAGAUUGAGCCGUGGCUCAAGCAAGAAUUUGAUUUAUGUGUUAAUUUCAUAGAAGCUGAAACUACAUUGAACGUACUUUUAGAAGACCGAGCAACGUUACAGCUUCAAUUGGAUCAACUUAAAAAUAACGGCGAUGUUGCAGAUUCGUCAGAAAUUAAAUCCAUUGAAGAAGAUCUGGAAUUGAGGAGCGCUCAAAUACAGGAUAUGCAACAAAAAUUGUUAGAUACGGAUCAAGAUGUUAAAGCGAAAGCGAGAAUAGAAAAAUUUCAAACUAUGGCCGAAGCUAAAUACGGUAUCAAAUUUUUGUUUGCCAAAACUGCUGAAGUUGUCAAAGAGAAAGUAUGUACUAAUAUGAAACUCACCGAAGUACAAGAAUUAUAUAAUGAGGCUGUGGAAAAAUUGAAGAUAUGCGAGAAAAAUCACGUCCAUCGAGAUGAUGGAAGUGGAGAUUGGGCCGUGAAAGAACACGAAUGGUUGAAACAAUUACAAAAACUGAAAGAAGAAAACAAACAGCUGUCAGAAAAACUUCAAUAUGUAGGAGAAAUAUCAACGACCGCCCCUCCGACGCCUGUUUUGAAAGAAAAAGAUCCUCUGGAAGGCACAUUUAUUAUCAACAGAAAAGACAUUGUGAAGCCUGUUGUGAUAGUAGAUCAAUUGGAAAGUUCAUUGGAAGAAGACAUAGAUAGUGUCGAAAAUGACCCCGAUUGGAGAAAAACCCCUCUCGGAAAGAGAGUUAUAGAAGAAAAACGAAAAUUAAAUCGAACAGCCAUCAAUUUCAAAGAUAAUCAACCGGUAAAAAGACAAUCGGACGGUUCUUGUACUUGCAAAACGAUAUGCAAGUCACGGUGCGGAUGCAGGAAAAUGGGCAAGAACUGUACCUCGACAUGCAAAUGUAAUGAAGAUGUAUGCGAAAACAGAGAAAAGGAUACUUUAUCUUCAUUUAAAGAAUCAGAUGACGAAUUCAAAAAACCAAGCGUUAAUGAAAAUGAAAUACUACCCAACAAAAGGCAGAAGAAGACUAAAAACCUGUUUUCUAUAGAUAUUUAAAAAGUGGACGCUGGCCGUUAAUUUUUAAUUUUAGUACUUUAUUUAUUUUUUCUUUUUUAUGUAUAUAUAUAGACUGACAUAUUUUGUAUAAUUUUUUUAAAGUUAAUGUACAAACAUUUCUCGUGAAAUUAUUAUUACUAAAGAUUUUUUAAUUUGUUGAAACUAUAUUGAAGAUUUUAUAUUGUUACGUACGUGUGCUAGAGCAGGUCCUGCCUAGAUGUGGUGGAAUUCUAAAAUUCGACGAAGCGCGCGCGACUUUUUAUAAACCGCGGAAUCCCUUUGACGUUCGCCGAAUUUUAGAAUUUCCUUACAUCUAGGCAGGCCCGGCUCUAGGGCGGAGAUACGUUCGUAACAGUAUAGUUUGAUUUAUGGGAGUCAAUAUUAAAAAUUUUGGUCCUAUUGACAUUGAAUGUGGUUCUUUUAAUUUAAGACAAAUAGAAAAUUGGUUACGGAUCUCGAUUAAAUUGGAUUUAUACUACUACACUAAGAAAAAUUGUAUUUUUGUCUUUAUUUAAUUUUAUUGCAUAGUGUAUUGUAUUGAAUAAAAUUCACUGUGAUAUAAUGUA